AUAUGAAGAUUAGAAACGGCGCUCCUCGGCUUGGAUACCGAUAGUGUGGUAACGGGUUAUCGUCGGCACGCCAACACGGCCAAUCCAGAGAUCGGAAAGCUACCGUAUUCUUCAGCCUCCUUCCCCUUCUCUUUUUCACCAUCCUCCUCCUCCCCUUCCUCUUUUUCCUCCUCACUGCACACCUUCCCUCCUUGACGCCCCCUCCUCUCCCCCUUCUCACCUUUCUGACGGGCUUGCCAAGACGAUGUUAUUUUUUGCUCGCCAUACCACCCGAGCUGCACUUCCCCGCACACUUUCCCGCCGCACUGCUGCUAUCCGAGUAGCUUCGACACCGCUUCUCCGCAAUCAAUUGAACCCCGUAUUGAAGAUCAGGCAAUUCUCUGUUAUGAGUUCGAGUAUGAUGUCUGCCCCUGCUUCGAUUGUGAAGCAGAAUGUUCGCCCAGAGCCUGACCAGGUUCUCCAGGACAUUGCCGAUUACGUCCACAACUAUGAGAUCACUUCCCGACUUGCUGUAUGUGUGUUUGCUCCCUCAGUUAGCUCACAGAGACUGACAAUUUUUAGUGGGAGACCGCUCGAUUGUGUUUGAUUGAUACCCUGGGAUGCGGAUUGGAGGCAUUGAACUUCGAGCAGUGCACAAACUUGCUGGGUCCUGUUGUGGAAGGUUUGAUGGUCCCACAGCGGGUGUUUCCUUUUUCUUUUCCUCAGGCUCUAAUUGUUGCAGGGACCACUGUACCGAAUGGAACCCGUGUUCCCGGCACCCCUUACCAACUCGACCCCAUCCGCGGAGCGUUUAACAUUGGUACCGCGAUCCGUUGGUUGGACUAUAACGACUGCUGGCUGGCCGCAGAAUGGGGCCAUCCUUCAGAUAACCUUGGCGGUAUUCUCGCGGUUGCGGAUUGGCUUGCGAGAACAAACAAAGCAAAAGGGCUGUCGGCACCCAAGGUUAAGGAUGUCUUGGAGGCUAUGGUCAAGGCUCACGAAAUCCAGGGGUGCCUUGCUCUCGAGAACUCAUUCAACCGAGUCGGUUUGGAUCACGUUGUUCUCGUCAAGGUUGCUACUACGGCUGUAGUUUCUAAGAUGCUCGGAUUGAAUCGCGAGCAGACUAUCGAUGCUGUUUCACAGGCGUGGGUUGAUGGCCAGUCUCUCCGUACCUACCGUCACGUGCCCAACACCAUGUCACGUAAAUCAUGGGCUGCCGGAGAUGCUUGCUCACGUGCUGUUAACCUUGCUCUUCUCGUCAAGAGCGGUGUUGGCGGUAUCCCAUCCGUUUUGACCGCCAAGACGUGGGGCUUUUACGACGUUCUCUUUAAGAGUCAGGGUUUCAAAUUCCAGCGUCCAUACGGCUCGUAUGUUAUGGAGAAUGUUCUUUUCAAGAUCUCGUAUCCAGCCGAAUUCCACUCCCAGACUGCUUGUGAAGCUGCCAUGACUCUCCAUCACGAGCUCAAGAAGAUUGGAAAGACCACCGAUGACAUUGCUUCCAUCCGCAUUAGGACGCAAGAGGCUGCCAUCAGAAUUAUUGACAAGAAGGGACCUUUAAACAAUUAUGCUGACCGUGAUCACUGCAUCCAAUACAUGGUCGCUGUUCCGCUCAUAUACGGCCGCCUCACCACACAGGACUACUCUGACGAAGUAGCAUCAGACCCCCGCAUUGACGCCCUCCGCGAAAAGAUGGAAUGCGUUGAGGACAAGACCUACUCCUUGGAAUAUCACGCACCUGACAAGCGUAGCAUCGGAAAUGCUAUCCAAAUCACACUCAAGGAUGGCACGGUUAUGGACGAGGUCGCGGUCGAGUACCCUGUGGGACACAAACUCCGCCGUGACGAGGGUAUCCCAUUGCUGCUAGAGAAGUUUGAGAGACAUGUUACCAAGCGUCUUGGAAAGGAGAGGUUUGAUGCCAUCAUGGGUGCUUCUAAGGAGCUUGAUGGAAUUUCUGAGAAGGAUGUUGAUGAAUAUGUCGAUUUAUAUGUUACUAAGGAAUAAGUAGAAUGUGUCUUUCGUUGGAUACAGGUUAGGGGGAGGGGAGAAGUAAAGCAUGCUUUUCGAGAGUAGACUUCGCGUACAGUACAAUUCCCUUUCAAUUAGGAUUAACAAAUCAUCCAUUGUGUCCCUGACGUCUCCUAGGCGAUAUCUUGUAGCCAUGCAGUGAUUUCAAACUCAAAGUAACAUCCCUCAAAGGUCCACCACUGGUAGAACGGAAAGCGCUAGGUUUCUAUAAACUCCAAGUAGAUGGUCACUGCCAAUCACUCGUUAAGGGAGAACUGAUCACCGCGGCCAUCUCGACAUGGACCAUCACCUCCGCCCGGCCCACCUUAAAAGAUGUUUCUCUAACUAACAACCUUUCUCUCCUCCCCAGCUUUAACCAUCCCCUUGGCUACCUCAAUCAAAACCUUCCUCCCGGUCUCAACCCCAAAAGGCUCCGCCAGUGGCGGAACAUGCAUAAACAGCACCUUCUCACUUUUCAACUUGCCAUUCCCCUCCUUCUCGCAGGCCGCCUUAAGGCUAGUGUAGUAGAUAAACUCGCACAGGAACCUACCCGCAUCGUCGGAAACUUUGAUGGGCAAUUCCUUACCGGGCGUCUCCUCGGGCU
Molecule: messenger RNA, 2587 nt
Organism: Tuber aestivum (summer truffle)
Lineage: Eukaryota; Fungi; Ascomycota; Pezizomycetes; Pezizales; Tuberaceae
Source: the annotation of a GenBank genome assembly